UCCCUCCGUAUUUAUCUGUCUGAGGUCACAUGACUACCCUGCAACUAAGGAAUCUGACAAAAUUUAAUAAAUAAAUAAAAGCAAAGGAAACCACUUCCCUCUCUCUCUCUUCCUCUCUUUCUUCCUGUUUCCUCUGCCACUCCCCAUUACUAUUGCAAACUCCAUUAAGCUCCCACCAUCCAAACCUCUUUCUUCUUUCUCUCUGUCUAAAAGGCAAAGUCACUCUCUCUCUCUCUCUGCCCAAUUGUGUAUACUGGCUCUCCCAACCAUGGAAGCUUUCACCUUGCUCAAAUACUGGAGAGGCGGCGGCGGUGCUCUCGGACACCCACCUUCCUCCGACACUCCCUCUUCAGACGCCGCAACCACCACCAUCCUCACCGGCGUCGAAAACGAAAAUGCAACCGAAAGCGACGAUGACAACGACAAGAACGACGACGACGGCCCCUUCUUCGACUUAGAGUUCACCGUGCCCGACGAAGACGCAAAUGAAAAUCCAAACGCCAACCACACCCAAGAAGAAGAAGAUAUUAGCUUAGAAGAAUCCGACGGCGAGAGAGAGUUUAAGUUCACUCUGUCCCCUUCGAGCAACGAUCGUAGUGAUCCCAACCUUUCCCUGCUGUCUCCUUCAGAGGAUAUCUUCUUCAAGGGAAAGCUGGUGCACGUCGACCCUAAUUCCGAACCUAACUCCAAGCCUCAGUUCACCGCCUCCCUCUUAAAAUCCGCCACCAAGUUCCGCGUCUUCAUGUUGGGCCUCAAGAAGCCCAAUCCCAACGACGGUUCCGAUUCCACACCCGCCGCGAUUCCAGAGGCCCACAAAGGCAAGAAGCACUUCACCGUCAAAUUCAAAGUCGAAGAGGUCCCCAUCGUCUCUCUCUUCAGCUCCAAAGGUAACAAAAAACAAUCCUCCGAGGACCAACCUUCCGAAGAAAAACGUUUCUCCAAGGAAGUAAUGCAAAAGUAUUUGAAAAUGGUCAAGCCUCUCUACAUUAGAGUCUCCCGCCGCUACGGCGACAAACUCAGCUUAAACUCCGCCGCACCAGAAGGUGUUAGUGUUGGUGGCGGCGAAACCAACGUGAUGAAGACUAGUACUCAAAGUCAGAAACUACCUGCAGGGCUUAGCGUUGUGUGCAAGCAUUUGGGGAAAAGCCGUUCAGCAUCUUCGGCGGCGGUGGCGGCGGCUCCUCCGGCGGCGUUUGUGUCUUCGAAACGACGCGAUGAUUCGCUGUUGCAGCAACAGGAUGGGAUUCAAGGAGCCAUCUUACACUGCAAGAGAUCCUUCAAUGCAUCCAGACCUGAGUGCGAGUCUUCUCAGCUGCCGCGUUCUGUGAGCCAUCAAUGAAGCCAAAGACAAGCGCCUUUCAGCAUAGAAAAUAUUGCUUCCUUCCGCCGGUGUCAGUGUGCAAAAAGGAUAAAUGUAUGUUAUUCUUACUUAGAUUAGACUACAAGGAACUGAAAAAGAACAAGAUAAAAAUAGUAAAACUUGAGUCUUGGGCCACCAUCAUUUGUUCUGAACUCAGAUGAAUGAAUGAAGCUCGUCAUCCAUUAGCUUAGUGACUCUUUUUUUUCUUCCUUGGUAGUGUAAACUGUAAAGCUCUUUCCGAUAAAGCGAAAGAAGAAUCAGAGCUUUUCCCUAUAUGUUUCUCUUGGACGUGUCUCUAUGUGUCUAUUUCUAUUGUGAUGUAGCUACUAGCCACUAGCCACUAGCCAGGCUAAGAUCAGAUAGCAUCCUUGUGUACAAAUUGCUUUGCUUUGGUUGGUACUUAGUACCAUUGACUUCAUUCAUUAUUUUU
Molecule: messenger RNA, 1790 nt
Organism: Glycine soja
Lineage: Eukaryota; Viridiplantae; Streptophyta; Magnoliopsida; Fabales; Fabaceae
Product: probable membrane-associated kinase regulator 2
Exons: 2
Coding region: 269-1339 (356 amino acids)
Cellular component (GO): plasma membrane
Source: RefSeq, a predicted model, not a curated record